GCGUCUCUGCAUUCUAUAAAUGCAAAUGUUUAUGUAUUCAGUAGGAAAAAACGAAGAAAGGAGAAUUGGACAAAAUCUCUCUUUCUUUUACUUUCCUUUGCUCAUGUGCUGAGCACUCCCCCUCCUUGUAAAUUUAAUAUAUCAAUAAGAAAUUUGCAAUUGCCUACGGACUACUAUCCUACAAUUGAAUUCCCACUCAUGGAAAUUUUCGUCGAAACUAUACAAAUCCACCACGACGAUGCUCCACAAAUUGGCCGAGAUUGGGGAGCUUUCGAUUCCCAAAAUAUGACUCAACAAUAGGUGGAUGACAACUCACAGAUGAGUCAACAGUGGGGGGAAUACAUAGCGAUGUUAUCAAGCCAAGGGUUUCCGUCAUCUUCCAACUACAAAAAUUUCCCGGGUACGUAUAACACUAAUUUCGGUGCAGGUACUUCUAACACCGAUUUUGGUGCAUGCACAUCAAAUUAUGAGAUAGAGUGUUAUACUCCCAACCUGUUGUCUGUUACGCAAGGGCUCGAUAAUAUUGAACUCAAUUACACAGACCCACCCACUCACAUACUCCAUCCAUCUCCCAUUUUAUACCAACUUCUACACAAGACACUGUCGCCAGAAGACCCUAUUGCAGGCAGUUUGGCUAAUGAAUCAGAUGCAGCUUCCGAACCGAAUGAAAUGGAUUAUCCAAUUCCACCGGAGGAUGGAAUACAAGAUGUUGACAUAAAUGUUGUGGCCGAAAAUUUUGUACAAGAGCAAACAAUCCCGGAGGUACCAAUGGAUUCCAUUGGUGUACUGAACUUAGGAUAUGCAAAAUUUUAUGACAAAAACGAAGGCAGACUUGAUGUGUGAAUGCUAUUCAAAAAUAAAGAAGCUUUAAUCAAGGCGGUGAAAGAUCACUCAAUAUGAUAUGUCCGAUGCAAGUAUUGGGUAGCUAAGAGUUCAAAGGCCAAGUGGAAAGUAUUGUAUAAGCAUAACACUGAAGCUAUGUGGUGUAGAUGGGAGCUACGAGGCAUUUUCAAACAAAAAAUGGGAAGGUGGACAAUAACAAAAUACGAAAGGGAUUAUACAUGUAUAUUGAAUCAAAUGCCCCUCGAACACGGUAAUUUAGAUAGAGUAUAUGUUGCGUCUUUAUUGUUAGGACAGGUGAAAUGCAACCCAUCGUACGAAAUAAAGCAUGUCAUCCAGACUGUGAAAGACCAUACCGGAUACGAUAUACCAUAUCAAAAGGCAUUGUACAGUUUGAAAAUGGCACGUGAGAUGGUUUAUGGCACAUGGGAGAACUCCGUUCAAAACCUACUCAAAUACUUGGGAGCUCUCCAAAAAUAUAAUUCAAGAACGAUUGUUGAAUGGCAAAACAAAGCCCGCGACACAUCAACCGGUGGAUAUGUUAUAGGGUACAUAUUCUGGGCGUUCAAGCCGUGUAUUGAAGGGUUCCAACACUGUCGCAACCUUAUCAGUGUAGAUGGGACCCAUCUAUACAGAAAGUACAAGCACAAGAUGUUGAUUGCUGCUGCCAAGGAUGAAAAUCAACAAGUACUUCCGCUUGCUUUUGCAAUUGUCGAUGAAGAAUCACAUUUAUCUUGGAAGUGGUUUUUUAGACAAUUGAGCAGACAUACUAUACGGGGGCGACGGGGUAUCUGCCUUAUUUCUGACCGCCAUGCUGGAAUCACAAGAGUUGUACGUGAAUAUCCGGAUUUCGUGUCACCUAACGACAUGCACCGAUAUUGCUUGCGGCAUGUGUGUUCCAAUUUCAACAGUAAACACAAAAAUGUUGUGUUGAAGGAUCUUUGUUGGAAAGCUGGCUCUGAAUAUCAGAUCAGAAAAUUCAAUCGCAUUAUGGAUGAGAUAAAGAGCCAGUCACUAGAGGCAUUUCAGUGGUUAGAUAGGAUCGACAAGGAAAAAUGAACAGCAUCACAUGAUGGUGGAUGGCGAUGUGGAAUUUUGACGACAAAUAUGUCGGAAUGCAUAAACGGAGUAUUGAAAGGGGUUCGCCGCCUACCGUUGACAGCAAUUGCUGAGAUGACGUUUCAGCGAAGUGUCCAUCAUUUCCGUGAGAAGUUAGCGAGAGGUAUUGUAAUGUUGGCCAACAACCAACUGUGGAUGGAUUUUGCACAUAAAAUGUUCACACGUUGGCAUCAAAAUUCUGUUGAACAUACCGUCACCAAAUACCAUCAGUUCCAACAGUCCGCCUCGGUUGUUACAAGACGUCACAGUAGACAUGGAGUCAACACCCAUGUUGUCAAAAUUGCGAACCGAGAAUAUUCUUGCGACAAAUGGACUCAAUUUGGUAUUCAUUGCAGUCACGCUCAAAAGGUAUGCGCUGCAUACAUGAUUAAUGCUGCAUUAAUGGUGAAGGAUUAUUACGAUAUAAUGGCUUAUAAGAAUACAUAUUCUAAGUCAUUUGAACCUGUGCAUUCCGAAAGUUAUUGGGAUGUACCGGGAUUUGAGUUGGUCCACGAUCCUACUAUUCGCAUCUCUUCGCGCCCUGGUCCAAAUCAAACAACACGUAUUCACAAUGAGAUGGAUUGGGCGCAAAUGCGUGCACGACAACAAGCACAACAAAGAAAUUUUUCAACACAAUCAGAUGUGUCAGUACCGGGUAACCAGAAUUAAUUGUAUACUUUUUGUAUUUUUUACAAUUGUACAAAAAUGUACACUUUUACAUUUAUACAUUUAAUACAAUUGUACAAAAUAAAUAACUAUUACAUUUGUAUCCUUAAUUAUAAUU
This is a messenger RNA of Sesamum indicum (sesame), 2722 nucleotides long. RefSeq lists its product as uncharacterized. The record is from RefSeq and is a predicted model, not a curated record. Lineage: Eukaryota; Viridiplantae; Streptophyta; Magnoliopsida; Lamiales; Pedaliaceae.